AUGCUGGGACGGAGAUAUCCUUUCGACCCACCCUUGACCUUGACGGGUACCAAGCAAGCGAGGGGCGUGGCCAAGGAGCUCUUUGCCAAGUAUGGAGACUUCUCCAUGGUCGUUUCCUCUCCCUUCAUCAGGUGUAUCGAAACGGCGGUGGAGAUUUGCCGAGUCUUCCACUGUGCGCUCUGCGUGGAUCGGCAAUUGGGCGAGGUCUUCUCUCCGGCGUACUUCGGCGCCUGGGAGCCGCCGGGGCCCAAGAUGCGCAGUGCCGAGGAGAUUUGCGCCUACGUGCCCACCGACGUGAGGAUUGUUGGCAUGGACGAUGAGGGCAAACUCACCUCCGAUGGCUUCAUAGGCAACGCUCCGGAAUGGCCCGAGAAGAACGGCAAGUUACGCUUGGCCAUCCGGGUCGAAGAGCUCAGCGACAAGGCAGGAAAGCUUGGUGGUGCCAACUUGAUCCUCGUGACCCACGGGGAUUGUGUGGCCGGAUGCAUGGCAUUGACGAGCAGCAGGUCAGAGCUGACUGCACCGAUCGUCUCCAAGGUGCCGUACUGCGGUUUCGUGGUGCUGGAGCGUCCCUUCCAAGCGGAUGAGCCUCCCAAGAGCCUUUUGGAUGUGAACGCUGGAUGGAACGUCUACAAUGGUCACAUCGAGGUGGUAGAUCGAAGCGCACAGGAGCUCUUUACGUUGAGCCCUGCGACCGAGAAAAAGGCAGAGCAGUUGCAACUUUUGGCCAAGGAUCUGGCUGAGAAGCAUGCAACAUCAGAGAGUUCCCCUGCGGCUUCUGAGGAGAAGCCGCCCAGCUCCCGAUCGCUGGAGAGCCCCCGGCGGCGCGCACGGAAGGCCACGACCUUGAUCUUCGAGAACGAGCUGAUGUUGAGAAAGGCUGUGAAGCUGUUAGAGUCACAACAGGAGGUCGGACUUCGUUUUCAAGAACUGGUCCCUGACCUACCACGUGACCGUUGCAUGACAGGAGAGAGCGUCAAGGAUUUGGCGGACUACGCACGAUCAGAGAGCUUCGAGGCAACGUUGUAUGGCCGGGAGUACCGAGAGGCCUACGUCUUGGUGAUGCAGCCCAGGAGGAUUGCAGCCACCACCUUGGCCGAACGCAUUGCUGCGGAGCGGUGCCAAAAGCUGGGUGUUGAUGUGGGUUACCAGGUGCCUUCGGCCUCGUAUUCCGAGAAAGCGCGCUUGGUCUUCUGCACCUUAGGGGUCUUUCGGCGUAGGCUGCUGCUGGAUCCAGACCUGGUGGGCAUCACGCACAUCAUUUUUGAUGAGGUGCACGAACGAGACAAGUUGGCAGACUUCAACAUGAUCGUGGUCCGCGACCUGCUGGCGCGCCGCAGCGACCUGAGGUUGGUGCUGAUGAGUGCCACUCUUCAAAUGGACACCUUCGAGCGGUACUUUGAGGGUGCCACCAAGGUGAAGAUUCCUGGGCGGGUCUACCCCGUGAGCGAGCUCUUCUUGGAUGAAGUCGCUGCCACCUUGUACAAGCAGGGGCAAAAGAUGUUUCAGCUAUGGCUGGGGCCCGGAAUCUUGUGUGGCGGCAUCGACAUCCCAGCCGGCGCAGAGGGAGACUGGAACGAGCGAGCUUGGAAGACCAUUGUGUUCAAGCACACCAAGCCAGAGGACCGAGACUCGUUGUGGGGCCUUCGAGAAAAGGGCCUGGAAAGCCAGAUGCUGGCGCCGAUGUCCAAAGUGCGGUUGGUGGAUGGGCUGCGGAAGCACGACGUGCUACAGCAGUACCUCGGAAGUGGGGAAGGUUGGGAAGGUUGGCGCCGGCGGAGGGUCCGACGCGUGGGGUUUCCGUGA
Molecule: messenger RNA, 1806 nt
Organism: Durusdinium trenchii
Lineage: Eukaryota; Dinophyceae; Suessiales; Symbiodiniaceae
Source: the annotation of a GenBank genome assembly